UAAGUAUCAAACGAGUCAGCGACACGAAGUAACAAGUAAAAAUGAAAAAACUAUUGGCCUUGUGUCUUGUCUUGAGUACGUUAUUUUCGAUGGGUCACUGCGCGGUUUCGGAGGGUGACAUCAUCGUGAAAGAUGGUCACCGCGUUGUUGUGGUGGAGUACGACGGAGACGUCGAAACCAACACUAGAGUCUUGAUUUCACCUCCGGGAAAAGAAGAAGAGAAGAGAAGAGACGAAGGGGAAGUGUUUGGAAAUGAGAAGAAAGAAACGGCGUCGUCUCUUCCAGAAGAGGAGGAGCGUGAACACCACGCGUCGCCAGGGGAACUUAUAUGCGAUGCGAUCGGUAAGUGUAAGCACAAGAUGGCGACUGUGUUAGGGAGAGUCAAGGAUCGAACGGCUAGUGAUCUUUCCGAAGAGAAGAUAGGACGUGAGGCACGUGACGUGGAAGAAAAGGUCUCAGGGACAGCACAUGAAGCUAAGGAAACGGUGAAGGAAAGGGCCACAAAGAAAGCUCAUAGGGUCCAAAAAGUUUUGGAGAAUUCGAAGGUCGCGGUGCGGGGGAUAGGGACGGCGGUUGCGGCGGCUCUGGGGCUGACGAAGAUCGGGAGCGUGGUGGGAAUUGUUGGGAUCGCGGCAGCGUAUGGGAUGUGCGUGUGGGUGACGUUCGUGUCGGGCUACGUGUUGGCUUCGGUGCUUGGGGAGCAGCAAUUCGGUGUGGUGCAGAGCAAGAUGUAUCCGGUGUACUUCAAGGCAGUCACUGUAGGGAUUUUGGUUGGGUUGUUAGGACACGUCAUCAGCCGGCGCCGGAAGGUUUUUACCGAUGCGGUGGAUAUGUGGCAAGCCGUUAACCUCUUGGCCUCGAUCUUGAUGGUCGAAGCUAAUGCGUCAUUUGUUGACCCACGAGCCACCAAGGCAAUGUUUGAGCUGAUAAAAGCUGAAAAGGAAGAAGGAAGAGGACUUGAUACGUCAGAGACACAGUCUAGUGAAACAGCAGCUCGAACCAGAGGUAAGAAGAAGGUUACAGAGAAGAUGGAUCAGGAUGCGGUGAAGCAGAGACUGACAAAUCUGAGCGAGAGGAUGUAUAGGUUAAAUGCGUACUCGUCGCGGCUAAAUUUACUAACUCUGAUGUCUCUUACUUGGCACUUUGUGUAUCUCGGCGAUCGACUUAGCCUUACUUGUUGACUGUUGAGGGAUCAAGCCACUGAUAGUUUUUGUUUGUGUGGUUUAAUGUUUGUGUUAUAUGUCUCCUCCUCCUUUUUUCAAGCUAAGGUUGAGUAAAUUAAAGAAAAUUAAAUUUGUAUAGAGAGAAUUGUUUUUGCUUUUGCAGCAUUACACAUAAUGAGAAUG
Molecule: messenger RNA, 1346 nt
Organism: Arabidopsis lyrata subsp. lyrata
Lineage: Eukaryota; Viridiplantae; Streptophyta; Magnoliopsida; Brassicales; Brassicaceae
Exons: 2
Coding region: 42-1181 (379 amino acids)
Source: RefSeq, a predicted model, not a curated record